AAGAAAAAUGUUGGAAAAAUAAAUUUCGAAAAAUUUUAAAAUCAAAAAUUUCUAAAAGGAUUCGAAUGUUUUUUUUCAAAAUUUUUUUUAAUAUUUAUAUAUAGUAGGACUAAAAAUGUUUUACCUCUUUAAUGAACUAUUUGGAUCAUUUUAUUUUUUUUUACUUAUAAAAACCUUUCGGAAGUGUUUUUUUAACACAAACUUUUAUAUUAUUUUAGAAGUCCAACGGGUUUAAGCGGUUACAUCCGGUGAUAAACUCGACAAUAAGACGAUAAAAGAGAAACAUUACAACAAGACGAAAAAUAGGCAAAAUAGAGAAUAAUUGAUUAACGCCAAAUCAUAAAAACCAUGAUACCCUAAAUUAUCAGAAUAAUUGAUUAGCAACAAAUCAUAUGAUUAAUUCAAAUCAAUAAAGAAUAGUAUUUCUUAAACUAAUGACUCAUCCUUGAAUAGUGGAGAAACAUGAUAAAUCAGAAAAUAACUUCCUAAAUAAUAGUAUAAAUUUAAGUUUAUUAAAGUUAUUAAUGACAUUAACUACUCUAAGAAUAAUAAUUAACAUGAGGGUGAUACCUAAAACUUAUCAAAUUAUAGUAUAGAAAGAUAGAUCUAUUAUGAUAUUUUAUGAUUCAAUUAUGUCUAAUUACAGAAUUUUUAAUAAAAUCAUUUAUUCACUUUAGUAAGAAUAAGUAAAUGAUCAAAUCAACAAUUUUAAUUUAAUUAUUUUAAGAUACACCAUUAUAAACUGAGAUGUCAUAGAUUUUUUUUUUGGGGGGGGGGGAGAGAAAUAACUAAGAAUCUAACAGUAUUAAAUUAUAUUUAUUUACUAGGAUUUUGUGCACAUUCAUAUUUUAUUUAUAUUUGUUCCAUGAUAUUACCUUUUUUAUUUAGAGUUUGUAGAAUUCACCACCAAGAAGCAAUGGAAGACUUACAACUAUCUCUGUCACGACAACUUGACCUAGAUCAUGCCGGAAACAGCACAACAACCAUUCCUUUCGAUCUCAUCAUCGAUAUAUUCUCUCUACUUCCUGCAAAAUCGCUCAUCCGAUUCCUAUCCGUGUCGAAGCUGUGGUUCUCUACCAUCCGCAGCAAAACUUUUGUGGAUAUGUUCCUUACUAGGUCAAUGACUCGGCCUCGUCUCCUUUUCACGUUCUAUCACAUAGAGUCCCGGAGGAAUUUCAUCUUCUCGGCUCCUGAAUACGAAUACAGCGACGAUGGUAAAUAUUUCUCCAGUGCCAUGGCAAGAUACGACAUGACGAUCUCGGAUCUCGACCACUACAGGUUCUGUGGUUCUGUCAACGGUUUCAUCUGCUUUAUAAGUGGCGUUUCGGGCCCUUUUUGUAAUUGGAUCCCCCCUUUUAGUUCGAUCACCGUUUAUAAUCCCACCACUAGACAGCUUGUGAAGCUGCCAGACUUUACAUCCAACGGAAGAUACGUGUACGCAUGUCUUGGGUACGAUCCAGUCGAAGAUCAGUACAAGGUGUUGUGUGUGAUGAUGUUCGGCCCUGGAAGCCAAGAUAUCCAACAGGAGCAUUUCGUUUGCACUCUGAGUUCAUUUCAGCAACAAGAGUGGAGAAAGAUCGAGAACCCGACCGGAGAUAAUUACCGCAGUGUCUUCUUCGAACGGAUAUGCAUCGAUGGUGCCUUAUACUACGGAGCUGAUGAGUCAAGAAUUGUUAGAUUCGAUGUUAGAUCAGAGAAGAUUGAGUUUAUUAAAACACCACAUAUCUGGACAUCAUACCAUUCCGCUCUUAUAAAUUACAAUGGUAAAUUGGGAGUUUUAGAACGUUCUUGCACAACAAAUAUGAUGACAUUGUCGGUUCUUGAGGAUGCUGAGAAAUAAGAAUGGUCGAGCAUGACAUAUGCCUUACCUAUUGGGUGGGACGCUCUACUUGGGUAUGCAAUGACUGAAGGAGAAAUCCAUGGGAGCCAUAUGGUGUUUUGUCCACCAUUUAAUGUUUUGUAUUAUGAUUUUGAUAUAGAUUGUAUAUGUACAGUCAGGAUCCGAGGAAUAGAGCACUACAAGAAAACAGCGACAUACUGAGGGAAAAAAUCGUCGGUAUGUCGUCGGAAUAACGCUAUUCCGACGACAUACCGACGAAAA
Messenger RNA from Brassica rapa (field mustard), 2101 nucleotides. RefSeq names its product putative F-box protein At1g47800. Gene Ontology annotation, molecular function: protein binding. The record is from RefSeq and is a predicted model, not a curated record. NCBI's taxonomy places the organism in Eukaryota, Viridiplantae, Streptophyta, Magnoliopsida, Brassicales, Brassicaceae.